Messenger RNA from Trichobilharzia regenti, 585 nucleotides. NCBI's taxonomy places the organism in Eukaryota, Metazoa, Platyhelminthes, Trematoda, Strigeidida, Schistosomatidae. The record is from the annotation of a GenBank genome assembly.
GGAAUUAUUGAAAGUUUACUAGAAAUUCGUCCAGAUAUGAAUGUUAUUAUGGCAAAUCAAGGUCUGUUUGCUUGGCUUCUUCGACGUUUACAAAGACGUCCUAUAUUUGAUAAGAAUAAAUUGUAUGUCAGUGAAUUACUCUCUAUACUUCUUCAAAUGGAUGAAGCUAAUCGUCGUCAACUUGGUGAAGUUGAUGGAAUUGAUAUCCUCCUGCAACAAUUAUCUGUUUAUAAACGACAUGAUCCUAAUAGUCGUGAAGAAAUUGAAUUAAUGCUCAAUCUGUUUGACUGCCUAUGUAGUUCAUUAAUGUUAACUGAAAAUAAAGAUAGAUUUUUAAAAGGUGAAGGUAUACAACUAAUGAAUCUAAUGCUUCGAAGAUGAACAAUACGUGUGACAGUGAAAACCACAGAAGAACGCUGUCAUGAACGAAGAAUGAGAAAGGAGAAUGAACCUUUUGCAACAAAGAUAUCCGGUAACGUCAGUCAACCCGGUCACAGCGAUUCGACAUUGCCCAAAUUAUUACGACAGACAACUACGUAGAGACAUUUGCUUGUUAUUAUUUUUCACUAAAUAUAUUUAACAUCC